Messenger RNA from Saprolegnia diclina VS20, 493 nucleotides. RefSeq lists its product as hypothetical. The record is from RefSeq and is a predicted model, not a curated record. The annotation marks the transcript as partial. The transcript has a single exon. Lineage: Eukaryota; Oomycota; Saprolegniomycetes; Saprolegniales; Saprolegniaceae.
UGGCUGCGGAACCUCCUCGAGGCUGGUCAUUUGCCAAUUGUCGAGAUCAUGCCACUGCCGCCGACGACGUACGCCAUCAUUGGAGCCUCUACGAUCCUGCCGUCCCUUUGUAUCGGAUACGGCGCCGGUCUGAUUGGAAAGUCACUCGCUGAGAAGUCUACGGGCAGGGACGCAGUGAUUGUGCGUCCGCUCGACGCGGUGUUAUUUGGGAUCACAGCGUUUGUCGGGUGCAAAAUCACUGGUGACGCUGCUUUGCGACGGUUCACACCUCGCACGCCAACGGCUGAAGCGAUUUUCUCGGUGGUCAAGCCCAACGUCUCCCAAACCAUCUUUGUUGGUGCUCUCAUAGCGGGCGCAUAUGUCUUUCACGUCGUGGGCGCAAUGCCCGUUCGGGCGUCGACAAGUAGUAGCAUGGCGACCAGUUCGAAAGAUUAGAUCAUAGCAAGACCAUAAACUUACAAGUAUGUUUAUCCUCUCCUCGUUAUACGUUGAU